CGACGAGGCUAUUCCCUUCACGGCAUCGAGGAUGGCGCAGCGCACGGUCUCUCUCAGCAGCAUGGCAGAAUUGGCGCUCCUGGGCGCCCUUCUCUCCCUCUCGCUAGCCAAUUCGCUGGCGCUGGACGUCCAGAAGGAAAGCCAGACUCCGGCCAAGUGCAACCUGGAGGGGAUGUGGGUGAACGACCUGGGUUCCAAGAUGGUCAUCGGGACCACCAACAAGGACGGCCAGUUCUCGGGCUCCUACCUGACCGCCGUCUCGGCUGCCACCGACGCCUCCAUCCGGGAGUCGCCUCUGCACGGCAGGCAGCACCACACCAACCAGCGCGCCCAGCCCACCUUCGGCUUCUCCGUCAGCUGGUCCUUCUCCGACUCCACCACCGUCUUCGUGGGGCAGUGCUUCCUGGACGAGAAGGGCGAGGAGACCCUGGAGACGAUGUGGCUGCUGCGCCAGGAGGUGGCGACGCACGCCGACGACUGGAAGGCCAACCGGGUUGGCAAGAACGUCUUUGUACGUGUCAAAUAAAAAGGAACCAGCAUCUGGGCCUGCUCCUGCUACUCAUGUGUAGAACCAGCUAGAAUACUCUCCCUCCUUCUGCACUCCACCAGCACUGCCCCUCUGGCCUCUUCUAUGGGGAGGGACAAAAAUUGGGUCACCCCCCACCAGCCUGCAGCCCCCCCCCCGUUUGGCCAAGGGUGGCUCAAGAAGGGCUCACCAUCCCACUCACUAGGGCAGGGGUUGGUAACCUAAGGCCCAUGGGCCACAAGCGGCCCACGGGGGUGGUUUAACCAGCCCCCGAGCCGCCUUCUCAGUGAGUAACGCGGUACGAAGACUCGCUUCUGUGGCACCAGAAAUCGCAUCUGCGCAGAUGCUAGACAUGACGGGCGUGCAUGCGCUCCGGCCCCUGGAGGCUUCUCCACUGGAGUAAACAGGCCCAGGCGAGGUAAACCUGCGCUAGAGAGUGCAUUUGCUGCAAGUCUGCAGGUGGGGGAAACUUUGGAUGCAGCGGUUGCCAAUAGUAUAUUCACUGUGCUUGCUGGGGGCUUUUUAGUGGCCUUUCUGUAUUUUUAAGCUUUCUUUUGAAUUCUCUGUGCCUGCCCCAGAGAACUGUCUCAUGGGCUGAUGACCAAAAAACCAAUAAAGAAACUUUUCCACCAUU
Zootoca vivipara (common lizard) is the source of this 1160-nucleotide messenger RNA. RefSeq names its product avidin. Gene Ontology annotation, molecular function: biotin binding. NCBI's taxonomy places the organism in Eukaryota, Metazoa, Chordata, Lepidosauria, Squamata, Lacertidae. The record is from RefSeq and is a predicted model, not a curated record.